Molecule: messenger RNA, 8097 nt
Organism: Doryrhamphus excisus (bluestripe pipefish)
Lineage: Eukaryota; Metazoa; Chordata; Actinopteri; Syngnathiformes; Syngnathidae
Source: RefSeq, a predicted model, not a curated record
ACAAAAACGCUUGUCUGUGUAUCAUUAUAGCAUAGAGGAAGUGGGGUUGCUAAUAGCCUUUUCCCACCACAAUUAGUGGCUCUAUCCUGGGGGUUUUUUUUACACAUUGGUAGUCCCGCAAAACACAUUACACGUUACCGUCGCUAAAAUGCUAAAGCUACCUUUGGGAGACAUUUUGAAGUAACCUUUUCUUGAGAAACUUCGGACUGCCCAGUCUCUACUUCCGGGUUGGAUUUAUCAAGUCCUACAAAAUUGGCGGCACAAACCAGAACUCUUUCUAUGCACUCGGGAGUGUGACCAACCACAGCAGAGUGGGCGUGCCUGGAGGCGGGCUAUGGGUGGAACAGACUAUUUUCACAGGGAAGCACGAAAUCCAAACAUAUACAGCUGAAUAGGUGCAGAUUCUGGAAGAACUGGAACACUUUAUGUGCUGGUUAUUGUGUGUAGCUGCUCUAUAGGCGUCCACAACUCAAUACAAAGGACUGAAAAGGUAGCAUGGCAGGCCCCCUUUAAAGAAAUUACAAUAAAGCGAUAACCCGAGGCAGUUAUGGUUGCUUACCGCUAUCCAGUGGUCUCCUCUGAAACGUUACUUUGACCAACUGCUCCGCAUUUGUUGCCUUUUCAUUUCCAUACAGUUUAUGAAUUCACACGAUGACAGUUUGUUCUCCUUGAAAGUGUUCAAGGGCUCAAUAGCCACAUAGUCACCUGUGGCUACCUGGAUGAGAUACUGAAGCCCCUAGUCUUCAACAAUAUGGAUUGGUCUGCAGUCUCUGGCAACCUAUUCAGCAACUGCAUGGAUGCCCUGUGCUGGAAAAGGCAGAGCCAUCUCCCUCAGAAGGCUGCUGCAGAUCUUCUACUAGACUGUGAUAGCUAGCGCCCUCCUGUAGGCAGUUGUGUUCUGGGGGAGCAGCCUCAAGAAGAGGAAUGAACGCCACACGUCUGGGAAAAAAAACAGUGAGGAAGGCAGGCUUUGUCUUCUUUGAGCCCAUGAUGACAACAGCCGGAUGUGAGCUGGCUGACGUCUAUGGAAAUGUAUUCCGCUGUCAUUACGGCCAUCAAAAGUUCGUGUUUGUGUGCAGCUACAAGAUGGUCAAGGAGGCCAUUGUGACGCAGGCCAAGAACUUUGUGGAUCGACCGUAUAGCUCUGUUUAUGCAAGGCUAUUCUCCGGACAAAGAAACGGUCUGUUCACUAGCAAUGGCGAACCUUGGAAGAGACAGCGGCAUUUCGCUUUGUCGACUAUGCGCAACUUUGGCGUUGGAAGGAACCUUAUGGAGCGAAACAUCUGUGAGGAAGCUCGACACCUGCUGGAGGAGAUUGAGAUGCUCAAUGGUGAAGCUAUGGAUCCAAGAGGGCUCUUCACCAAUGCUGUGUCCAACAUCAUCUGCCAGCUGGUGAUGGGAAGACGUUUUGAGUACAGCGACCACAACUUUGUUAUCAUGAUGCACAAUUGGACUGAAUUUGUUAAACUGGAGUUCUCCGUAUGGUUUGAUCUCUAUGAGACAUUCCCCCGGAUAAUGAAGCACCUGCCAGGUCCUCACAACAAAAUAUUUCACCAUUUCAACAACAUCUCUCAGUUCAUCAGUGAGGAAGUGAAGAGGCACAAACAGGACCUGGACCCCAGCAAUCCCAGGGACUACAUUGACUCUUUCCUGAUCGAAAUGAAGAAUGUGAGUGAAACGCCAUCAUGCAAAGAAAAAGCUACAAAACGUCAAAUGACCAUAUUUUCUUUUCAGGACACUGAAAACGAUCAUGGAUUUGACGAGAACAAUUUGGUUCUAUGUUCCAUGGAUCUCUUCAUGGCAGGGACAUUACCCACGGCCGCCACUCUGAAGCUGGGUUUGUUGUACCUCAUCCAAAACCCUGACGUCCAGGAGAAGGUCCAUGCAGAGAUCGACCAAGUGAUCGGACACGCUCGUCUACCUACGAUGGCGGACAGAGUCAACUUGUCCUACACAAACGCUGUCGUCCAUGAGAUCCACAGGAUGGCCAACAUUGUUCCGUUCAAUGUACCCAGAGUGGCCGCCAACGACACACAGCUAGGGGGCUACGACAUUCCAAAGGGUACGUAUGUGAUGAUGUUUCUGAUGUCUGUGCUGUUUGACGAGAAUGAAUGGGAAACACCACACAUUUUUAACCCCGGACACUUCCUUGAUGCUGAUGGAAAGUUCCGAAAGAAAGAAGCCUUCCUGCCUUUUGCUGCGGGGAAGCGUGCGUGUCUUGGAGAAUCAUUGGCCAAAAUGGAGAUUUUCCUGUUUUUGGUGGCUUUGCUUCAGAAGUUCUCUUUGUCCGCCUUCAAUGAAGAUGAGUCCGACUACAGGGUCCACUUCAAGGCACGCUAAUUCAUGCAAUGAAAUACAAAAUGAAACAAACGUUAAAAUGAUUUGACCUUUAAAGGUUUUUCAUCCACAGGAUAGGUAAAAAUAUUGCUGUAAUGCGCUCAUACAGUAUGGGGAGAAUACAUUUCCGGAAUUAAAGUUCAGGUAACUCAAAAACCAGGUCUGCAUAAAAACAGGGCUAUUAUUUCAAAGAAUAUGCAAAUUUGGUUUUUUUUUUUUCCCAUAUACAAUUAUCAUCAUCAUAUUGUUAACAAACUGUACUAUUGCAAUACAAUAGUAAAAAAAUGUUUUAUUAUACUUUAACUGUACAAUUUCUAUCAAUAGACAUGUUCACAAUUGUGAUCUUUUAAUGAGACUUUGUGAUUAUAUCAUUAGUUGAUGGACUGAUUAGUUGACUGAUUGAUUGUUCCUCAGUAACGACUGUAUUUUCUAGUACUUUAUUGUAAAGUAAGACCAAAUGCUGUCUUUGACUAAGGAUUUUCAUAGUUGAAUUUGAUUUGUUCGAUUUUGUCCAUAGUCGGCUAACAAGGCUAAAAUACACAAUAAAAUAAAGAAGUAAACAUGGUAGGUGUGCAACAACAGUACCUUUAUUCUUAUGUACAAUCUUCCACCUUUGGUGUUUUUCGUCUUAGGUGCUAUUUUAUCCCUCCGAAGUGUGGUGGUCUGCCAGGUCAAUAGCAUUGUCUGGUAGUCCUCACACUUGAGCGAUGGAUGCGUCAUGUUGGAUUGCAACCGUAUGUUUAUUAAUGUUGUUAUCAGAGUAAUUGACUAUAAUGUGUCUUGUGCGGAAGUGUGUUAUCGGGGUCGCCAUCCAUAUUUUCAGUUUACUUUGAGGCUUGUUUAAGCUUUGAGUUGGAAUGUGCCAUAACCAGUAAUAGACUCUUGCACUGUGGGAAUGACUCGUGUCCCAGUUGGGUCAUUUCAGGUCUUGCCAGGUCUUGCCAUCCUUUGGCUCUCAUUGAUGACCGCUUUAGUUAAUGUAUGGCGGGUUGGCUUUAUUAGCUAUCGUGAGGCAGCGAGUCCGCCAGAUUAUUUCCGCAUGGACUUUGUCUUGGAGGACAAAAAAAGCCAGCAUUGAUAUUGAUGAAUUGAAGUGACUCGGUUCGGUGCAUUUAAGGUGUGGCUCUGUAAAGCAAUGAAAAGGAGUCAGUGUUUUGCGAGUAUACUUAAAUGAAGAAUAAUGUACUUUCGCAAUAUGAGUUACAAUAGCCAUUAAUAAGAAUGUACACCUUACUGUUUUUCUUUAUCUUUCUUAUCUAGACCACACAUGCAGUACACACGUAACAAAGACGUUGCUGCGAUGUUACAUGUGCCCCUGAACGCACCUUGCUGUUUUGUGACAAAGUGGUCAUUGUCUCUUCCUGUCCGUUCCCCCUUUUCAUCCCCCGAACCCCGGAACACAUCUUUUUAUGCCAACACACGCACAAGCACCACACAUAACACCCCUAAGAGUCAUUACAUUACAUAUACUGUAUAGACAUACGUACGUUUGUAGCCCCCUCUGGUGUAAACGGAACGAUAUUACAACCACUUGGUUCUAUCCUGUGGACACAGGAUAGUAUGGCGGACCCCGUCGAUCAUAACUUAAAUCACCCCAAGACCAACUAGCCUGACGCCGCUACAUCUAUGACUAUUAUGCCAUUUGAAUUUACUUUGUCUAUACUUAUAUUGUGUCAUGUUACCCACUCAACGUCCAUUUAUCCCCCUCCCCGAAAUGGGUUUUGAGUUUUUGUUGCCCGGAUGGGGGUUCUUAUCAGUGGAUGUGGUCUAUUGUUGCCAGCUUGUUAAGCCCUUGGAGGCCCUUUUGUGAUUAGGGGCUACAUCCAUAAACUUGAAAUGAAAUACGACACCAUAUCUACAUUAACUGGCUACCUUGACAGUGCCUACACUUACAGUAUAUUUUUCCCACCAAAAAAUCAUUUUUAAUGGAAAUGAGAGGUCGCUCUAGUUGUGACAAACUUUGACAACAGUAAGUCAAGUUAGACAAAUAGUCUUUAUUCUUUCCACCAUGACACACCAAAAAAAAAAAAAAAAAAGCAUACAAUGACAAUCCUUAUUUUGGACCAAACAGCUGUCAAUCAUAUUUGAGAUAUUAGGUGGACAACAAAACCUGCGCAAACGCUUUAAUAAUAUUUGCAAAACUUAACACUAAUCGUCACUAAACCUUUUUAUGAACAAUAGUGUGUCCUCUACUUGUGACCUUUACUGGUCUUAAAAGACACUUGGAGGACUUUGUCUCCCAGUCUGUAACCGUUCAGAUUGUGGAUGGCCAUGGCGGCCUCCUCGUAGUUGGUCAUGGUGACGAAACCGAAGCCUUUGCACUUGUUAGUGUUGAAAUCCCGAAUCACCUUCACAUUCACAACAGCGCCAAAAGGCCCAAAGAGCUGCCAGAGGAUGGACUCGUCCACUUCUUGGCCGAGGUUGUAAAUGAAGACGCACCAACCUGACGAGCCCCCUGAAGCGCCACUCCCUCCACUCAUGUGGUCAACACUCAUCGGAGAGAAUCUGAGGCAACAAGCGGGAAGUAAAUGAGAAAACAUCUCUAAAACGUUUUACUUAUAAAAUGUACUCACCGGAACCUCUGCGUCUGGUGGUGCACGGGUCCUCCAAAACGUCGUGAUUGACCGUGGUACAUUUGCGACAUCAGCUGAGAGUUCCGCGCCUGGUUGGGAUUGGCGGCAAACUUGACCGUGAUGGGCUCAGAGGUGCCGGGCGGCGUUUGCCCGUUGAGAUGUUUGACUGCGUCCUCUGCCUCGGCCCUUUUGUCAAAUCUGAUGAAGGCUACGCCCCGUGACAAACCUACACAGCCGAGAGCGUAUUUCAGAAUAAGAAACUUGCAUGCCAGGAGGACCUGAAUGACUUAGUGAGUGCAUGAGUGAUCACCUGAGGCCUGGUCCACCAGCACUCGUGAAUUGAUGAUGUGUCCGUAGCGAGAAAACAUGUCUUCCAGGUCCUGUUGGCUCAAAUUGCGUGGCAGACCGCUAAUGUAGAGAUUAGCAUCUUUGAUGGUGUCCGAGCUCGGACGUGCAUAUGACACCUGCAAGUAGACCACCACUUUAACAUCUUGAUGACCAAACAACAAAUGUCAACAGUUCAAUAAAAUAGUUGCAAUUAAAUACGUUUACAGUUUCAAAAACAAAAAAUACAUAUAACCCGUUUAGGUCAGAUGAUAGUGUCAAAAUAAAAAUAAAAGAUUUAGCACAUUACAUCAAAACAAAAGUGUCAAUCACUUUGGUAAAAAAAAAAAAAAAAAACAGUUUAUAAAAUAAAAGUAUCAUUUAAAAAAAGAAAAAAGCAAAAACACAGUUUAAACAAGUUGUUGGGUUUAAAAAAAAAAAAAAAAAACAAACAAACAGUGUUGAAACUACCUUGCAGAUGCAGAAACAUCACCGCCACUGAGCGGGAGAACAUUGCAUGUGAAAAUCAAAGAGCACCUGUGGAACUUUACCUUGAUAGUUUUAGACUGUAGCCUCAGGCCGUUGAGGGAACUGAUUGCCCUCUCGGCAUCACUAGCGUUAACAAAGUUAACAAAGCCGUAACCUAAACUGUUGCCUAGAGAAACACAAAGCAAAACAACAAAACAAAACCAGAAAAAAAUUACAGGAGGUCAGAAGUCAAACUCAACAAAAGUGUACAUUGGUGGAAGUGGACAUGAAAGCUUCCGGUUGGUUGAGACGAGGUGACCUGGCGAGACACUUCCACAGUGACAUUAUAAAAGAAAGCUUUACCACAAGAGCGUUCACUCUGAGGAAACAUUCAAACAAAACGUCAUUAUUUCACAUCCAAUAAAAACAUCUACAAUCUAGUACGCUAGUUUAAAAGACCAUUUCACCGUGUUGGUUGCUGUGUUGGGCGAGGGGGUCACUCAGACAUUCAAAUACAUCUUAAAAAAAAUAAAAUAAAAAUUACAGUGUGCUCAGUGCAAAAUCAGCAUAAAAAAGUGUGAACUAGCCCUUUAAUCCUAACAUUAGUACUCGUUAACAGGAUGAAAUUAAUAACUCCUGAGGGCGUAAAACAACUUACAACAAGAGUGCACAAAAAAAUGACAAGAGCAAAAUUGUUGGCGAAAUCAAAAUUAUUGAGAAAUAAAAAUGGUUGUAGAUACUUGUGUAUGCAAAUGUAUAUGACAUAGCAUAGUGAUGCAUUUAUUUCCUGUCCAUAAGAAAACUAAACAAACAAAAAAAACACACAGUCCAGAACGGUUGGAGCUCUUCAAAAACAACAACAAAAAAUAAAAACAUUUGAAAAAAUAUAUAUAAUUUCAUGGAGUGAUCACUGUCCAGACUAGGCAUGGGCCGGUAUGUAAUUAUGAUAACGUUGGGCAUAAAUAUCACGGUAUUAUGAUUACAGCUCUAAAAUAUGUCAUUUUAGAGCUUGAUUGAACAGAACAGCAAAACGUCAAAUCAAAACAGUCAUUUUUUAAAGCAAAUAAUAGAACACGAUGGAAGUGGAACAUGUGUUUUUAAAAAGAAAAAAAGGAGUGGUGUGGAAGAAGUGCUUGCCCCCUUUUAUGUGCAUGUUUGCCACACUUAAAUGUUCCGCAUCAAACACAUUUUUAUAUUAGUCAGUGACAACAAACAACUGAUCACUGAAUGCAGAUUUGAAAUGAAACUUACAAAAAGGGGAGAACAUUUUUCAAGCCUACAUGAAUACUGGUCUGACGAGACAAACUGUGUGCCAUUACAUCUAGCAUAAAAAGGGAUGCUGCAUUUCACUUUCAGAUAAAGAACAUCAUACCGACGGUAAAGUAUGGUGGUGGUAGUGUAAUGGUCUGGGGCUGUUUUUGCUGCUUCGGGAACUGGGAAAAAAAAGGGGGGGCUGAAUGACAAUUUUUUCUCUCUCCCUUAAUAAGAAAGCUUCAUUGAAAAACUGAAUUGUGUUCAGUUGUGUUGUCAGUGACUAAUAUUUAAAUUUAGUUAAUGAUCUGAAAUGUGACAACCAUGCAAAAAAAAAGAAUGUAAAAAUCUGAAAGGGGGCAAACACUUUCACACUACCGUAAAUAGAAUUCAGUUUUCAAUGCAGCACACGGUGGCUAAUCCUGCGACUCAAGUCAUAACACAAUAAAUACUUUAUGUUCUUAUUUUAAAAAAAGUAAAUAAUGCAAAUGAAUGCCACCGAGUAGCUCAAGGUGGUCACAACAAAAAAUGUAAAAACGACAGCGACAUAGCACAACGAUGCCAGUGCCGCUCAAUGCUAAUGAGGCAGCUACUGCCGGUGCCAUCUAUGCCCUAUUUGUGGCAGACCCGUACAAGACUGUGGCUUCAACACAUUGGCGCACAGUUUCGACUGCAAUGAAACACGGGACUUGACAAGGGAUUUCCACAUUUUGGCUGCGUUGGACCUCGACUGUCUCUCUUAGUGCAGGAAUGGCAUGAGGGACAAAUGUAGUGGUUUUGAAACCAUGGCUUUUCCCUACACUUGGAUGCCUUGGAAGCAGGAACUGGCCCAUGCCUAACCCAGAUGUCUUAUUGUGAUUAUUCAACACUUAUUAAAAUUAAGACAUCACCACCAACAUGUUAAAAAUCACUGAGGCUUGUUUUCAACUAGCGUACUUACACUUAGCACUGCGAAGGCACUCGUAAAUACUCCGAUGUUACACUCAACUCGGCCCAAAUUGCGAAUGUACCUAACCAUGGUCAAACGACAGAGGGACCAAUGCCAGUGGUUGUAAUUAACCAUUAUGGAUAAGUAUUGUGAUCAUCAAAUGUACAAUGACAGUAAUAGUUUUGGGACAGCUCUACGCUCUAAAGCACAUCAAUG